Molecule: messenger RNA, 920 nt
Organism: Zootoca vivipara (common lizard)
Lineage: Eukaryota; Metazoa; Chordata; Lepidosauria; Squamata; Lacertidae
Gene: POLR2J
Product: RNA polymerase II subunit J
Biological process (GO): transcription by RNA polymerase II
Cellular component (GO): RNA polymerase II, core complex
Molecular function (GO): protein dimerization activity; DNA binding
Source: RefSeq, a predicted model, not a curated record
AAAAAGGACUGCUGCCUUCAACAAACGAUUCAUCUGGUUUUUGAAGCCUCCCACAUUUAAAUAAAAUUUUUCCAUUUAAAGCGAGGGAGCGCGCGCGUGUGUGGGGCAGGAGCUUGCGCUUCCUCCUCUGUCCACGAGGGGGAGGUAAAUACAUCUUGGGAAAGGGGAUACUGUACUGUAAGCCCGGCAGGGUGCGUUUCCUCCCCCUGGCCGCCAGAGGGAGGAGCCAUAGGUACGAAAGCGGUCGCCCUUCUCGCCGAACGGACUGGGGAGCGUGUAAAAAUCACCCGGAACCGGAAGCGUGACUUGAACCCGGAAGCGGUUUUCCUUGUUGCGCCGGGAGCCGAAACAAGCGAUCUGUGAGCGAUGAACGCGCCUCCGGCCUUCGAGUCCUUCCUGCUUUUCGAAGGAGAAAAGAAGAUUACAAUAAAUAAGGAUACCAAAGUGCCGAAUGCCUGCCUGUUUACCAUCAACAAGGAAGAUCACACGCUGGGGAAUAUCAUUAAGUCGCAGUUAUUGAAAGACCCUCAGGUGCUGUUUGCAGGGUACAAGGUCCCUCAUCCAUUAGAGCAUAAGAUCAUCAUUCGUGUCCAGACCACCCCUGAUUACAGUCCCCAAGAAGCCUUCACCAACGCCAUCACAGAUCUCAUCAGCGAGCUCUCCCUCCUUGAGGAGAGGUUCCGGGUUGCUAUCAAAGACAAACAAGAAGGAAUUGAAUAAGUACAUGACAUUUUUGCCUAUCUGUUGUAAAUGCAUAAUUUCGUUUUUUCCUUAUAUAGCAGGCUAAUAGCAAGUGUUUAAUAAUGCCUAUACAUUGCUUUGCAUCCUCCAAGAAAUGUGUGUACAUGUGUAGAAGUUGGACAUGAGAUCCCAUUGAUUUAUUUUAUUUUUUCACUAAUAAAUUAUACUUAAGUUUUUCA